This is a messenger RNA of Closterium sp. Naga37s-1, 1404 nucleotides long. Lineage: Eukaryota; Viridiplantae; Streptophyta; Zygnematophyceae; Desmidiales; Closteriaceae. The record is from the annotation of a GenBank genome assembly.
AUGGACGACGACCCAGACCCCGGUGACCCCGGGGUCGGGGAGAGGGGAGGACCUGACAGUGGGAUGACAGGGACCAAUACGAGUGGAGGGGGGGAAUGUACGGCAGCACUCACUGAGACAACCCGCCUAGUGGCUGCCCAUAAACGACGAGGAGGAGCUGCGGAAGGGCCCCAAGCCAGCACCUCCCUGUCGAGGGGCAGGAGGAAACAGCGAGGGGCUCUACUUCCCGCCCCCUCUGCCCAACCUGCUCGAGGCGACCCUCACAUGGGCUCAUCACCCAGCAAUCCCCCCCCAGAUGAACCCUCGCCUUUGCAGGCACACGGUGGAGGUUUCACCGGCGCAAUCCUUCCCCACCAACAUCUGGUUGCCGCUCAGGAUGACGCAUUCCCCACUAGGAUGGAGGUAGUUGGAGUUGGUGUUGACAGAAUGACGGGUGAGGAUGAGGCUGCAGUUAUCUCUCAUACCCCCCUUCCCACCACUGCGUGCAGCCCCACCCUGCUCCCGACAGCUCAACUGAGAGGGCUGGAGGGUGAGUUAAGGCCGGUGCGACAACCACAUGCAACCCAGCCACAUGGGCCGGCGGUGCUUCACAUUUCUCUCGCUGGACCAGGUCACCCUCCCUCCCUCACAGACCUGGUGGCGUCGGAGCCCUCAUCGGGCUUGGGGGCGGCUGUAUCUGACUUGCUGGCGAUACAGAACACUGGCAUACCCCUCCCUACUCCCACCUCCCCGGCCCCAGUGGUACACGCCCACGAAGCCCCCCUCAUGGACCUCCCUCUUGCGGCCCCCAUCCUGCAGGAACCCUUCCACCCUUCUCCGAUGGAGACCGAUCUGAUCUUCAGACCGUGCGCCUCUGACGCAGAUGUAGGUGCACCAGUCCUGCCUGCCUCACCCCACCCAUCCCCAUCACCAGCCCCACCUAUCACCACGGCAGAUAGUUCCGAGGGCACAGCAACGGCCGACCCCACCGACACAGCGACGUCACCAGACGAGGUCGUGAGGAGUGAGCCGCGUCUUGGAGGCGCGGGCCUUGGAGCGAUCGACGACAUGACGGUACCUCACCACGAGGUGCGGUGCUCCCGCUUCGGCGUCGCCAUGGUCAUCGACGACACCGUGAAAUACAUGCUUCGGGACUUUGCUUCUGAGGCAGGUUUCGCGGUGAAGGUGGAGGACACCACUUUGAUUCUGCAUCUGGAGGCAGCUAGAGCGCGACUGCAGGGACUCUCGGGGACGGGGGACGGGGUACCGGGACAGUCAGGGGCACCGUGGGGACAGCAGCAGCAGCAGGGUGGGCUCGGUCGAGGGGCUGGUGGGCAGGAGGGCCGAGAGGGGCAGGAUGGGCUGGCUAGUGGGGGAGAGGAGGGGGGACAGCAGCAGCAGCGGCAGCAGCAGCAGCAGCAAUAG